Messenger RNA from Megalops cyprinoides (Indo-Pacific tarpon), 404 nucleotides. RefSeq names its product metallothionein 2 (gene mt2). Bases 74 to 256 code for a protein of 60 amino acids. The record is from RefSeq and is a predicted model, not a curated record. Lineage: Eukaryota; Metazoa; Chordata; Actinopteri; Elopiformes; Megalopidae. The transcript has 3 exons. Gene Ontology annotation, molecular function: metal ion binding.
CUCCGACACACGUUUGGCAGACACGCUCACAACAUUCCUGUUGCGAUACAAGGGAAAGAAGGGAAGAGAAAACAUGGAUCCUUGCGCCUGUGCUAAGACUGGGUCUUGCAACUGCGGAGCGAGCUGCAAGUGCACUGACUGCAAAUGCACGACGUGUAAGAAAAGCUGCUGUUCGUGCUGUCCGUCUGGAUGCAGCAAGUGCGCCUCCGGCUGCAUCUGCAAGGGCAAGACCUGCGACACGAGCUGCUGUCAGUGAUGGAGCCUGACGAUGUUCUUCACCUGAAGUCCAUUCCAUGUUGAUUAUGGCGUUGAUUUUUCGCUUCAUGUGUUGUAAUGUAAAACUGUCUUGUAUGUUAACCUUGGAAAAAAAUGAAAUAAACUUUGCUUAUACAUUGGAACUGCAA